This is a messenger RNA of Oreochromis niloticus (Nile tilapia), 2256 nucleotides long. It is a transcript of the gene saxo6, whose product is annotated as Mdm1 nuclear protein. The record is from RefSeq and is a predicted model, not a curated record. Lineage: Eukaryota; Metazoa; Chordata; Actinopteri; Cichliformes; Cichlidae. Gene Ontology annotation, biological process: negative regulation of centriole replication. The transcript has 16 exons. Bases 160 to 2124 code for a protein of 654 amino acids. Gene Ontology annotation, molecular function: microtubule binding.
UUUCCGUGAAUUAGUCCGAAGACAGAAGCGGAGCCGGUCGUUAGCAGCAUGUUGGUCAUGCUAGUUAUAGCACAUUAACCGACUAUUUAACGAGUUAACCCCUUCGCGUGAUGACAGAGGGGUGACUUCUCGCGGUGUCUGGAGAGCAGCAAGCGCGCCAUGACCGUCCGCUUCAAGAGUCAGACUGAGUAUCAGAAGAGCUUUGGUGUUUCCCGCUCCAGGAGUGCGUCACCUCAGCGCUGCAUGCCAUUGGCCGGUCUUCGCUCAGACCAGAUGGGUGUCAGCAGGGAGCCGGGUCUUCAGCGCCUGAGGAGGCCUCUGGGCCCAGCUCAGUCCUCCACCUCUCUGCUCCAUCCUCCAGGUGAUGAGCAGCAGCACUCACUGGCUCACAGAGCAGCGCCCUCUGCUGGUUUUAGGAGCCACUCAGCCCACAGGAGGAUGCCCUCCCCAGAGCCCAAUCCACCAACACCCCCCAGAGGAAAUCCCGGAUCCCCCACAGAGCCGGAAACUCCAGCCGGACCACGACCUGCUGAGGAACCGGCAGCUGAUGGAAAACCUGUGAAGCCCCGUCCCCUGCAUCCUGACAGCCAACCACAGCCCAGCCAGUCUGUGACAGCAGCAGCUAACGGGCAGCUGGCGCCAUCAGGGGCUGAGAUCGAUUAUGCGCUGAGACAAAAGGCGGGGCUGAGAUCAGGAGGUCAAAGGUCAGGAGGGAAGCACUCAGAGUAUCACAGACAGUUUGGAUGGAAGAAGCCAACAGCCGCCGCUGCUUCGCCCAUACUGACUGCAGAGCAGGUGCUGCACUCCAGCAGCAGGUCUGUCCCGCCCUUCAAGAUAAACCCUGUCUCCAUGGAAACAGAGUAUCAGCGCAGCUUCCAGGGUCUGGCGCCACCUGCUGGCCCCCGGCUUCGGAAGCACCUGGAGCAUCAGAGAGUCCCGCUCUUCCAAACAUACAAGACCACCAGGAGGAGGAAGGAGGAGUCACAGAAGAAGCCCCGCCUCCAGCGGGAUGCUCUUCAGAGAGACAUGCCCCCUCCUCCGCGCCAAGUGCGGAGAGGAUACAGGAUGUUGACAGAGUAUGAGUCCAGCUUUCGUUCUCCCCUCUGCAGGAUCCCAGAGGGAGGCGGAGCCAUGGACAGCACUGCCCAACAGGUGAAGGAGUUGAGGCAGAAGGCGUUGUUGUAUCGUCAUCGCGCCUGGGGGACCAACUUUUCCAGAGACCAUCUGAGCCAGCUGGUAUCCGAACACAAUGCUCUGUGGGAGCUGACGGACACCACAGUCUCAGCUAAUGACCCUGCCUCCCCUCGCCUUCCCCCCAACCCCUCACCUGACCGCGACAGCCACAGCACUUCUGGUGUGGAGCCCCUGGACCUGGCCAGUCACUCCAGUAAGAGAUCCUCCAUCGCAGGCUCAGAAACACAGCAGAUGAGCAAGGACACACGAAUAAAAAAACAAGCCAUACCGGGACCUCCUGCUGAACGCCGUACAGCCUGGGGGGAAGAAGAAAAAGAAGAUGAAGAAGAAGAGGAAAAACGGGAAGAAGAAGAAACUACAGAUGAAGAGGAGGGAAGGCUGCCAACUCCCGAGAUAAAACUGAAGCCGGUUCAGAGGACUCAUCACGACCUGACCACCCCUGCUGCUGGAGGCGCUAUAUUGGUUGGGAAACUGAGGAACACUGAUGGCUCUUCUCCACUCAAACAUCAGAGAUGUGGGUCGGCUGUUUCCAUGGCAGCAGGGUCAGAAACACCAGCCAAACGUAAGGAAGCAUGGUCAGACAAUAUCGCUGUCUCCUAUAGCCCAGCCCAUGACCACAAAUCAGCCUCCAGCCCUUCGUUUAAACCGACCAGGAUGAAGCAAACACUUUCACCUGCUGCAGCGCCACCGCCUCUUGUCCCGGCCCCGCUGCAUGGUCUCCAGGGCACCUUGAGACACCCGGACUUUCAGCACAACGGUGAGCUGGGGUUGAGGUUCAGGGAGCGGCCGUGUCCGGGCGGAGGCUGUUGCUCAGACGAAGAUGACAGGCUCUCUGUGAUGUCAUGGCGCUCUGCAGCCUCCUGCUCCACGGCGUCUGCUGUUCUGGAGCGCGCUCAGAAGAGACGGGAGGACUUCUGGGGGAAGAGAUGACUCGGCGUGUUUUUUAAUGUAGUCAGGCUAAGGGUUUUAUAGAUUAAUUUAAAUAGAGAGAGAAUCGUGUGUUUUACUGAUUUUACUGUAAUCCUUUGACCUUUGAGAGAAAUACAGAUGAAAAUGAUAAUA